UUAUACGGGAAGAGAGCAGUGUGGGAGGACCCCUCUAAGUGGGUGAACGACACGUACCCGUGGAGCGGCGCCUCGCAGCAGCCGGACGCUCAGACUCUGCUGCAGCUGAGGCCGGAGGACGUGGGCUACGACAGCUACAGCUCCUCCAAGGAGGGAGCCUCCUCCAAACAGGUGUCCCAGAGCGACACCGAUGGAGACCCCCUGAUGAACAUGUUGCUACGGUUACAGGAAGCGGCCAAUUACUCGAGCACGCAGAGCUACGACAGCGAUAGCACCAGUCACCAUGACGACCAGCUGGACUCCUCGCUGGAGUCGGCGCUAUGAGACCCCCCCAGAUAUAUACCAUAAUAUAAUAUAAUAUAUAUAUGAAAAGUUUUAUCAUCCAAAAUGGUACAGCGGGCCACCAUUCACAUUACAAACGGUGCAAUACUGAGUCUAAAUAUUGCCAAUCUGGUGGGAAAAGUGUCAAACAAUCCUUUUAUUUUAAACACAGAUCAUGUUUUAUUGGAUGUAUGACAUUUUAGAAUACAACUUUUCAUAUAUGUGCCGGCAGGAAGGAGUCAGCUGUGAUGAGACACAGAAAAAAAAAAGACCAAGCCAAGAAUUUAAAACUGGAUUAUUCUUUUUUUUCAAAUCCCAGAUAUGUAUCUUCAGAUGUUUACAACGGGAGGGUGGGGUGUUCUGUUGUUUAUGUCUCUCCUUGUUUACAGAGGUGCUUCACACACACACACACACACACACACACACACACACACACACACACACACACACACACACACACACACACACACACACACACACACAGACUUAUACACUCAUGCACUUACACACGGGCAGCAGGAGGACACUGACUUUUAAUCACUGGCUGUAAACAGUUCAACCAAAACAUCCAGACGACGCCUUUUCUAACAAAGACUAAUAUUUACACCCUUGUCUCUGAGCCCACCUGUACAUUAGAAUACAUUAACCCUCCUCUCGUGGUCAUUUCUCCCCCAGUGAACAUUUUUAUUUUCAACCAGAGGUGGAAGAAGUAUUCAGAUGCUUCACUUGAGUAAAAGUACCAACACAUUAUUGUCAAAAUACUUACAAAAUCUUACUUAAAAAAAUAUUAUCUAAAAAAGUUUCUUACAGAAUAACAUUCAAAGUAGGCUAAUCAUUGUGCAGAAAAAUUGCCUUUAUGUGUGUAUAUGAUUAUUUUUAUAUAUGUUUCAUCUCUAGAUAAUCGAGUAGCAUGUUACUGUUAUAGACAAACAAAGUUCGGAUUGACUUUUGGAAAGAUAUUUAAAUAAUGUGAGCCUUUUUCUAACAAAAUACAUCUCUAAAAACGUAACUAGUGAACUAAGUUAGUCCACUUUUAAAUGUAGUGGAGUAUGAAGUAGCAUCAAAUGGAAAUACUCAAAAUGGUACUUCGUUACUUCCCACCUCUGGUUUGAACUGCUCUUACAUUAACACAAAAACAUUCAUCAUCACCACAUUAUAUUUAAUUCCCUUUAAGCUGUAAAAUGUCUCAGACUUCUGGUUCACAUCAGUCACUGCGGGAAAUAUACAAAGAGAGGAGGCACCAAAAAAGGUAUUCCUAAAUGAACUUAUUUGCCUAUUUGUGGGUUUGUAUUAUCUGAUAGGGUUACCCAUUCAUUUCCUAUGGCGACAUUUUUUACUAGGAACACCAUUCAUCAAUGAAAGUAGGGAUAAAUGCCUACUGUGGAGGAUAUCAUAAGGCCUUGAAGCAAUCAAAUGUAAAACACAAUAUUUAUGAUUGAAGAAAAUAGUAAAUUGGUCAGAUUUUACCCGAACACGACAGGAGGGUUAAAGUGAAUCCGGGUGAUGUACCGCCCUCUGGUGGCCACAAUGGAGGCUAGUAUGAGACAUUUGAAAAGCCUCUGCAGACAAACUAGCUCCACAAUAAUUACAUUUUUAAACACACACACACUCACACACACACACCCCUUCUGAUCUGAGGUCAGUUGAGCUUCAUGGUGCUCAGUACUCUGCUCCUCAAGCACAACAAAAGUGCUUAAUUGUCCGUGUGUCAUUCAGUCACAUUUCUACUGUGAAGAACAAAAUGGAAAAAAGUGCCAAUGUUUUUGAUUUUACUGCCAAAUGUGCACACACAAACACAGAGACUUAACAUCACGGGGUUGUAAACUUAGCUUAAGUUGUUCUUGGCCUUGCACGCUCUGCAGUCCGUCGUCAAUGUAGCUUAGCAUCUCACAGAACCGUCUUCAUUGACUGCUUGCUAAUCCCCUCUUUUCAACAGAGUUUCAACAAUCAUUUACAAACUUUCUCGAGUUCAAGACAUACUCAGUAUUUAAGCAGUUUGGAGGGUUAGUUAGUGGCAAAGGAUAUAUGAUUGUCUUACUAGCCUGACUUGCUCUUUGUUGAACUUGGAGAAAGCAACUCCAGCAGAUAUUGCUCUGAGAUAGCGUUAGCAUAGCAUUCGAAAAAACCUUUAAUUAACUACACGGGGCAAUUAUUUCAUAUAUACUUUAUUUCUUUAUCUGGUUAACAAUAUAUGUCACAAUACAGCAUGGUAUCUAUGAGAAAUGUUAUCUUAAGAAGAUCAAAUGUAUUGAUUUAACACCCAGCCCUACUGAAUAUAUAAUGAGAAAAAGGUAUGCAAGCUAAUCAGCAAAACAGAUGUAUGAUAGAAAUUAAAUAGAGGUUUGAUUUGACUCUGCUUUACACUGCAGAACUAUCUGAUGUUUAUGUCGAUAUCUAACUGAAGCUGGCAAGAAUGCUAACCGUUAGCUAGGCACAUGCUGCUUCAGCGUCAGUCCUCUUUUCGGAUAUCGAUACCACGAGUCAUUAAAAAGUCUGACGUUAGCUUAAUUAGCUAGCCACAUCUGUUAUUGUUAGCUGCAUUGGUGCGAGAACCCAACGCCUGACAGACCGGAGAGAAACUGGGCUUAGCAAACAGUCAUCGCUGAUUCAUUUUUGACUUUAGUGUUAGCUGCAUGAAAAUCACACGGGUGGGUUUACUGCAAGAAAAGCAGAACAAUGAUAUGUCAACGCCUCGGCUUCAACAGAUAUGAGUCAACGCUGAUCAGUAAAAGUGAAUUAAUGCAAGCUUACUGUCCAGCUUGCUAAGCGUCUGCACCUAUGUGGAAUCCUUGAGGUACCAAAAAAAGAGUCCAAAGUGUUUUGACAAAUGCAAGAUGAGGGAACAACGAUACUGGUGCUUUCUCACUGCCUUAAAUGUGCAAAAGAGCGGGAGGAAUCCUCGACUCCCAUUGGCUAAAGUGAGAAAAAGACUGUCAGACGAAGCUGUCAGAGAAACAGCUUUUUUUAGUUUAAUUUCUCGCUCCCUCUUCCUCCAAACCGCCCUUUUUAUUUGUGUUUCUGACAGUUAAAGUAUAAAAGAGUUGAAGCUGUCUAUGACUUUAAAAACUGACCAAUAUUGUAAAAACAUUUAAAAAGGGGUGGGGUAUUUUUUAAGUUGUCGUUUUCCGGCACAGUUGAGCUGGGCUCACUUGAACUGACAGGAGCACAACCAAACUGUUUUGGGUUUUCUAGCCUGACGAGCAUGUUUUAAAAGCUUUUUAACGAAGAGACCUUUUUUUUCCGUUGUGUAUGCGUGUAUUGGACGGAAGCCAUUUUGAAUUUUGAUUGUCCUCUCUUUGUUUUUAUCGAGUGGGUUGGUUUUGCACACUUUGAGGUUUGGGGUGGGUUGUAAAUACUUAAGUCUUGCACAGUGAAUCAAAGAUACCCUGUUGGUGUUACAGUAUGCUUAAGCCGCUGAGUAAAUUAUUGUACCUUUUGAAAACAGAGAGUAAAAAAAAAAAAUGCAAAAACUCAACACGCUGUCAGAAAACAGGUGUGUGUCUUGUGGAUGUUUUGCCUAUGCAAGAGGCAUACGGUGUACAGUAAGAAAACGUUUUUAAAUUCACUAAAAUCACCUAAAAUAGGAACUUUCUCAGUAUUCCCCCCCUCCAAGUCUAGUUGCCAACUCCUGUUGUGAACCUGGAAAUGUUGAGUACCCCAAAAUAUAUGAUAUCAUUUAUAGUCCGGGUCCCUAGCUUAUAGAAACGGCCAGAUGCUAACUUGCAUAUGUUGGGCAAUUUGCACUAUUAGCAUAAGUGGCGUUAAUAAGCAUAUGCAGACAAUAGUUAAGAAAUGGCUUGGCCAAUUUCAGAGAGGUUUUGGGGGUUAUUGAAGAUGCUGAAUCCAUUUCUGAUGUUUUCAGGAUCCUAAAUGGCAGAUUUAACCAGAAAGUGGCCAUAUUUUAAACCCAUUGGGCUGAUUUUGAUGAAUUUUGUGUCUAUUUUAAAGCUUUAGACUAGAGGGCUCAAAACUGCUGCUUAUUAUCCUAAAAAUGUCAGAAAUUGAUUCAACAUCCUCAGAACCCCUAGCAAUUGUUACGCUAUUGUCAACAUAUGCUUAUUAAUGUUAAUGUGACUUAUGCUAACUGUACAAACAUCUGCAAGUUAGCAUCCGGCAGUUUCUAUAUGCUAGGGACCCAUACUAUACAUUUCUAACAUAAAACUUUGGGGUACUUUCCAGGUUCUCACUGAUGGCAACUAGACUAUCCUGCAAUAAUAAUAUCUGGAUCCUCUCCGUCUUUAGGGAAUGCCUAAGAUGUUAUUUCCUCAGAUGCACUUCC
Notothenia coriiceps (black rockcod) is the source of this 4600-nucleotide messenger RNA. RefSeq names its product neuron navigator 3-like. Gene Ontology annotation, biological process: neurogenesis; nervous system development. The annotation marks the transcript as partial. The record is from RefSeq and is a predicted model, not a curated record. The transcript is spliced from 2 exons. NCBI's taxonomy places the organism in Eukaryota, Metazoa, Chordata, Actinopteri, Perciformes, Nototheniidae.